UCUGUAACGGCUCCCAGCCUUGAAAAGAACAUCCUGUUACCAGACCUGAGGAUACGGAAACAUUAAUUACAUAAUUUACAGUAGUGCUUUCUUCUACAAUGUCUGAAGAAGUGACCUACGCGACACUCUCAUUUCAAAACUCUGUGGAAGCAGGAAAUAUCAGGGAUGGAAAUAAUCUAAGAAAAAGAGGUCGUCCGGCCCCGUUACCCGUAUGGCAUCAGGCUUUCCUGAGUUUGUUAGCUCUUUGUCUGAUGCUGCUGAUUGGGCUGGUGACGCUGGGGAUUAUGUAUUUGCAGAUAUCUAAUGAAAUUAACUCAGAUUCAGAGAAAUUGAGUCAACUUCAGAAAACUGUUUACCAACAGCAGAAUAACUCAUCCCAACAACCGGGCAUCUACAGGAACUUCUCCACAGAGGAAGAAUUUCUCAAGUCACAGAUCUCCAGCCUAUUGAGGAAGCAGGGUCAAAUGGCCAUCAGACUCUGCCAACAGCUUAUCACUCACAAUUCAGACCACAAAUGUAAUCCUUGUCCUAAGAUGUGGCAAUGGUACCAAAACAGCUGCUAUUAUUUUACAACCAAUGAAGAGAAAACCUGGGUUAACAGUAGAAAGGACUGCAUGGACAAGAACUCUACCUUGCUGAAGAUAGACAGCUUGGAAGAAAAGAAUUUUCUUAAAUCACAGCUGUUACCCAAGUUUUCUUUCUUCUGGCUGGGAUUAUCAUGGGACCCGUCUGGCAGAAGCUGGCUAUGGGAGGAUGGCUCUGCUCCUUCUGCAUCCUUACUUAGUACUAAACAUCUUACCCCGAUCAAUGGAUCCAAAGGAUGUGCUUACUUUCAAAAAGGCAGUAUUUAUGUUUCCCGCUGCAGUGCUGAAAUUUCUUGGAUUUGUGAGAAGACAGCUGACUUGGUAAAGACUGAAGAUUUGAAUUAAUUUUUUCUUUCCAAAUUCACCAAGAAAUAAGGGACUUGUGAUUAAGACCAUGUUAGGAAGGAGGAAGCUGCAGU
This is a messenger RNA of Trichechus manatus latirostris (Florida manatee), 1003 nucleotides long. RefSeq names its product C-type lectin domain family 12 member B (gene CLEC12B). NCBI's taxonomy places the organism in Eukaryota, Metazoa, Chordata, Mammalia, Sirenia, Trichechidae. Bases 99 to 929 code for a protein of 276 amino acids. Gene Ontology annotation, biological process: natural killer cell inhibitory signaling pathway; negative regulation of signaling receptor activity. Gene Ontology annotation, cellular component: external side of plasma membrane. Gene Ontology annotation, molecular function: protein phosphatase binding; signaling receptor regulator activity. The transcript has 6 exons. The record is from RefSeq and is a predicted model, not a curated record.